This is a messenger RNA of Sitodiplosis mosellana (orange wheat blossom midge), 1310 nucleotides long. RefSeq lists its product as uncharacterized. Lineage: Eukaryota; Metazoa; Arthropoda; Insecta; Diptera; Cecidomyiidae. The transcript has 2 exons. Gene Ontology annotation, molecular function: protein dimerization activity. Bases 42 to 1052 code for a protein of 336 amino acids. The record is from RefSeq and is a predicted model, not a curated record.
UCCAAAAAGCAUUGCUAUACAGCUAUGGUCAGUUAACGAAAAUGGCCAAAAAUGAACGACAAAAGCAAAUUUUUGAGUUGCUUGAGGAAUUAACAGCGAUUGAGGAAGCGAUUGAAGCCGAUGAGCGAUUUAGCGUCGAAGAUUUGACAGCGGCACCAGCAGGAAUGGAUGGCUUGAAGAGUAUUAGUUCAGUUCGAUGGAAUUGCAUUUACAAAGUCUGUCAUGCUCAUUUUCAUAAUUCAGCUAUCGUCAAGAAAUGUCUUGAACAUCAUGCAGCGUAUGAAUUGAUUUUAUCACGCUCAGAACUUGCAUUGCUAGGACGAAUCGUCGAAGUGCUCGAAGUGUUCAAUACUUUCACCAAAUACGUACAAGGGAACAGUUACCCUACGUUAAAUUCACUUAUUUUGUUCUAUGUGGAAAUCAAGGGAAAUUUAGAACAAAUCCAACGUGAGAAUAUGUGUGAAGUUAUUAACAAAGUAGUCAACAUUCUCCUGAAAAAUCUGGACCAUCGUUUCCAGUUGACGGAUGCAUGUAUUGCUGCUGCUAUUUUGGACCCUUCGAGUCAACACCUGCCAUUAAUACAAUCGUGGCUUCGCGAUAAAGACCUUUCAAGAGAAGAUCUGCUUCAUCGAAUGGUUGAUCAGCUCAAGAUUAAGCUGCCAAGUGCAAGCAACCCACAUGACGAGAGCGAGCAUCCACCGGACAACGUUCAGAGUCGACACAUGAGUCUGCGUGAAAAACUUUUGUCUCGUCAUGUGCCAAUCCAUAGAGCCGGACUAGAUAAUUCAAUUGAAGGCGAAUUAUUGCGAUUUCAAGACAUCCGAGAAAUCUUCGAUGAUGUGCUGGAUUUUUGGAGAAAAUUUGCUGACAACUAUCCAAAUUUAGCUGCGAUAGCUAAAGUUUUAUUUAGCAUCCAAGCAACAACGGCAACGGCCGAAAGUUCAUUCUCAUUCGCUGGUUCCGUAAUCAGAAGUCGCCGUGCAACCAUCGACCCAUACAGAGUCGAAAAAGUGUUAUUCAUUCAUGACAAUUACGAUCUAUUUCAAUUGUAACUUUUUCAAUUGUAGUUGUACAAAUUACUUUUAAGCAGAGCAUAAAUAAUACUAUCAAGUAUUUUCUUUGAAAAAAUAAUGUAGUCAAUGUGACUGUGAUCCAAACAAUGUAGUGAAAAAUAAAUAGUAUAUCGGUUGGAAUAAAUACUUUAUUUUGGGAUUUGCUCACCGCAUGAAACAUACUCUACUUUUUCCAAAAUCAAUACAUCCAUACAUCCAAAGCACGUUAAACUAGGUUCGAGCAAGUAAUGGAGUAGA